GGUGCCGCUGUCACUCUGUUGCUCGGGUCGAUUAAACGAACAGAUCCGCGGGUUUGUUCGUGGAGGAUGCGCAGGUUUUGCACUUUUUCCCUGCACUUUUAGGGAAUAAACUGGCGCGAUACAUCACCGACUGAGACUGGGACACACGGAGGAAGCGCGGGAUCCAUGUUUUAUAACGACAAAACCCACAACUACCAUGAGCUCCAUUGACCCUCCCUCCACAACAUCCGCCCAAACUCAACCCAAGCUCCGUGCGGUCCCCAUCCACCAGCGCUGGGACCUUCUGGUGCCGUGUGCCGACUUGGUGAACUCCGAGUGGAAGCGCAGUACAGCCGCCCGCGUCCACAGUUUACAGAAAUCCUGCUCAGAAUUCCCAGUUUGCCUCGUUCUCCUUCAGGGCGAGAAGGCGUGCGAGAAAAUCCUCGGGCACUCCAGACUGUCCCUCGUGGUCGGCAAAAGCAGCAGUCUGUUUGUGGAGUCGGUGGUCGUGGCCAAAACGGAGAGAGGGAAAGGCUACGGGCGAGCGCUGAUGGAAGAAACGGAAAAAUACGCGAAGAAGAGAGGGUUCAAGCGGCUUUAUUUAACCACUCACGACAAGCAGCAUUUCUAUAAACGCAUGGGGUUCGUUCUGUCCGCGCCGGUUCAAAACGCAGGUGCUAUGACCGCUUUCGUUCCCAUGGAGACUAUCCUGAAAUUUUCACCUCGGCAACCGCUGAAUGCGACGGAAAAUCUGCCGGAAAAAACGCAAAUAUGCGAAGAUGCCGGCGCAAAACGUCAAAACUUGCCCCCUCCGCCGCCACCGCUUCCUGUCUCGAAUGUCCCGCCUCCACCUCCGCUUCCUGUCUCGAAUGGUCCUCCUCCGCUUCCUGUCUCGAAUGUCCCGCCUCCACCUCCGCUUCCUGUUUCGAAUGUCCCGCCUCCACCUCCGCUUCCUGUCUCGAAUGUCCCGCCUCCACCUCCGCUUCCUGUCUCGAAUGUCCCGCCUCCACCUCCGCUUCCUGUCUCGAAUGGUCCUCCUCUGCUUCCUGUCUUGAAUGUCCCGCCUCCACCUCCACUUCCUGUCUCGAAUGUCCCGCCGCCUCCUCCGCUUCCCGGUUCCCCGCCAAACCCGCCGUCUUGCCCCGUUCCUCCUCCUCCUCCUCAUCCGCCCAAGUCCGUGGUCCAGACCCUGACUGAAACGCCUUACAGAGACAUCAGAGGACGGCCCGUCUUUUGGAUGCACAAAGACAUUUAGUAUUUGGUAUUUAUUUUUGUAGUUUUAUCACAAUCUUCCAUUAUGUUUACACUAUUACCUAUUUACACUACCGAUCAAAAGUUUUAGAACAUCCUCAUUUUUCGAGUUAUUUAUUGCAAUUAAAGUCGUGCAAGUCCAAUGAAGAGUUUGAAAUGGUACAAAGGUAAAAACUGAACAGCCAGAGGUUAAAAAAAAGAUAAAAGAUGCAAAACACAAGUCCAAGCUCUGCCAGAACUACCUCAGGAAAAAAGAACAAGAUGAUAAAGCUUGAAAACACGGACUGUCCAGCACAGUGUCCAGACUUAAACCCCGUCGAGCUGGUUUUGGGAUGAACUGGACAGAAGAGUGAAAAAGAAGCAACCUACAAGUGCCACACAUUUAUGGGAACUUCUGCAACAGACUUGGGAAGAACUUUGGAAAAAUAUUUGAUUUCUAUUGUAAAAAAAACGAGCCGCGAGUGUGUUCAGCUGUUAUAUCUGCCAAAGGUGGACACUUUGAUGAAUCAAAACUUUAGAAUACGUUUUGAUCAACAGUAAACAGUAAAAAAAUGGUAAAAGUGUGGUGUUAUAAAACUUUUGACCGGUAGUGUAUCUCACCAUAUUACAUGAAAAAAUACAUUUAAUCUUUUCAAAUCCGUGUAUCAUUCGUUCAUUCGUUUUUCAAUAUAAAACCAUGAAUAAGAAAACGAUAAAACAACCGCCACAAACGGAUAACAGCCGUUUCCCGUUUAUGUGACUUCUGUGACUGCGAUGCCGGAUUUUUGCACCGUGUACGGACUGAUCCAGGUCCGGGACCAGAGUGGGACCAGGGCGAACUCUGAGCUUUGACUCCGAGCCUCGGCUUCGAGCUCCAGCCCUGCGCCUCCGGUCUGGUCCCGGCCUGGUCUCGUCCUGGUUUCAGUUCUGAUCUCAGUCCCGGCCUGGUCUCGUCCUGGUUUCAGUUCUGA
Messenger RNA from Boleophthalmus pectinirostris (great blue-spotted mudskipper), 2180 nucleotides. It is a transcript of the gene naa80, whose product is annotated as N-alpha-acetyltransferase 80, NatH catalytic subunit. The record is from RefSeq and is a predicted model, not a curated record. Gene Ontology annotation, cellular component: cytoplasm. Gene Ontology annotation, molecular function: acetyl-CoA binding; N-acetyltransferase activity. Bases 197 to 1234 code for a protein of 345 amino acids. The transcript has 2 exons. Gene Ontology annotation, biological process: protein acetylation. NCBI's taxonomy places the organism in Eukaryota, Metazoa, Chordata, Actinopteri, Gobiiformes, Gobiidae.